AGCUGUUGACUAGUGUUGACUAACGUUGAAUUUAAAGUGAAAAGUCACACAGUUUAGUGAAAUAAUUAUUAAACAUAAUUAUUAAAGUUCAUGCAGCUAUGUCCUUUAGAUAAUUCAUCAAAUACGAGUGCUCCUACACAGGAGAUUUGUGUGUGUGUGUGUGUAUUGUGCCCCGCAUUGUCGUAAUUUUUAUACAACUCAGUUGAAAAGUCGAAGUGUGAGGCUGCCUGCCUGCGUGCCAUUUUUACAGUCCAAGCCCCGAAUACUUACAACCAAGCGAGAUUAGUGCAUUUUCCUAACGUGAUGACGUCCACUAGCAAUCUGGCAGAUGUUGUUCGCCACUAUCAACGCAGCAUUGAACGCCAUGGCGAAGAUGAGACACGACUGUUGCACUGCAUCACAAAGCUGUUUAACCUGCCCAUCACAUUCGAGCACCUUCAGGAAACAGGCAUUGGUAAAACGGUCAAUGCACUGCGAAAGAUUAACGGAGAGGUCGGCGUUGCAGCCAAAACACUAGUCACAAAAUGGAAGGCUAUGGUCGCUGCUGAGGAGGAACCCGCUCCACAGACUAACAAAAAUGAAGAGGAUUCAAACAGAUCAAAUGGUCGGCGAUCCAGUGAAGAGGAUCAGGAUCAAGAGAACAAAGGCAGCAAUUCCUCCGGCGGUGAAGACUCCCGUCACAGGCACAAGUCAAAGCAUGAAGAACGUUCCAAGAACAGCGAUCAUAAGAGCAAAUCGAGCAGCAGCAGCAGUAAGAGUCACUCAAAAAGCCGAUCGGAGAGCGAGAAGAAACACAAAAGCAGUAGCCACGACAAGUCAAAGCCGAAGGACAGCGACAGCGAUAGGCACCGCAAAGACCAAAAAACCAGCAGCAGCAGCAGUGAGCACCGCAAAUCGAAGGAGUCCGUAACCAAGCCCAGCAGCAACCACCAUAAAAGCAGCAGCGAGGGUAACCAUCACAGCAGCAGCAACAGCAGCAGCAAGCAGCGGCAUCACAGCAGUCAUAAAAGCGAGCACAGCAAAUCGAGACAUGAAAAAAGCAAAGAAGACAAAUCGCAGCACAGCGAACAAAAGGUGGCCAAAGAAAAGUCGGACAAACACAAAUCUUCCUCAACGUCAACCAAGUCAUCCAAGCGAUCACGAAGUCCGCAGCGUACACAAGAUGAUGAAUCGCCAAAGGCCAAAAUAGCAAAAGUAAAACCCAAAGCGGAUCCAGUCGAGCACAAGGAGACCGCUGAUGAGUUUGACUCCAGCAUGGGCGCUAAUUUUGACGAUGUGCUUGGUAUGCUCAACAUGCCAAUGAGUAGCAAAAAGAUUACUAACAAGCUCAAGUCGCCCCACAAGCCAACAACAAUAACUACAACAACAAUUGGAUCUUCCUCUAGUUCAACCAAACGAACAACGGCAACAACAUCAACUUCCAGUAGCAGCAAACUCUUAAGCACAAAGAAACCUGAGCUGCUGGCACCCACAGCUAAGCUAGAGCCUCUGGAUCCCAGCAUAGCAUUAGAACUGCCUACUAUAUCGAACAAUUAUAAGCCCAUGCCGCUGAAUCAAACAGUCAUGGAUGUUGUCUUCAAUCAUGGUCUCGGCAACAAUGCGCCCAAGGCACAUCGCAAUUUUAAUGAGUCUGAAGCGCUGGCAGCUGGCAUAUCAUCCAAGACAAUGCGCACCAAAAUCUACUCUGGCGUCAGAACUGGACAAAUACUGCAGGUGCCGUCGCUCUUUGAUCUUUGCACGCGUGUACUGCAAAAGAAUAUUGAUGCCCUGGAAUAUACGGGGGGUGUGCCCUUUGAUGUGCUGCGUCCAGUACUGGAGCGCGCUACACCACAUCAACUGUUGAACUUCGAAGAGUACAAUCCUUAUCUAAUGGAGGACAGCGAUGUGCUGUGGCAGCAACAUGUACAGCGGCAUUGUCGUAGUCAACGGAGGGAAGAAAUGGAAACGUGGCGUGAAAUGUUUUUGCGAUGCGAGGAAGAAAAGGAACGCAAGCUUAGCACAAUUGCCGAGAGUAUAAAAGCAUCACAGAAAAUAAGCGAAGCGCCCGUGCGCAAAACUCAAUUGGCAUUUGUUGAUUCAAUGGUGAAGCCACCGCGUAAUGUACAGCGCAAGCAGGAACAAUAUGGCACCAAGGGCAAGCUAAUUGCCACGCCCGCGGCACGUGUGGCCGCCUUAUCUAGUGUUACGCCUAAUGCGGCCAAGGUAGGCGACGCUAGACUUCGUGUGCUUAGCACGGCGCGCGACUCGGCUCAAGUUGCUGCGGCUCCAAUGCGUAACAAGAAGGCACCGUUAAUGGCAAAGGCAUUACAGCUGAUACGUGGACGUCACAAGCGUUAGAGCAAGUCGAUUACCAACUAAUGCAAACUAUACUCAUUUGUUAUGAAUUACACCCAACAUUUAUUAAAGCACAGUCAGGACUAUCAAACACAUUAUGUUCCACAAUUAACUUAUAACAAUGGAUAAGGUAUUAGUGUGUCAAUAGAAUCGACUAUGACAAAAACUCCGUGUACUACAUACAAAUUUAUUUAUUCAUGCUCUGCGCCCAUAUUUAUAUAAAUAGAGCUUAAGUUUUUAAAGUCGAA
This is a messenger RNA of Drosophila virilis, 2582 nucleotides long. RefSeq names its product elongin A (gene EloA). Gene Ontology annotation, cellular component: elongin complex; nucleus. The record is from RefSeq and is a predicted model, not a curated record. NCBI's taxonomy places the organism in Eukaryota, Metazoa, Arthropoda, Insecta, Diptera, Drosophilidae. Gene Ontology annotation, biological process: transcription elongation by RNA polymerase II.